Molecule: messenger RNA, 7238 nt
Organism: Nerophis ophidion (straightnose pipefish)
Lineage: Eukaryota; Metazoa; Chordata; Actinopteri; Syngnathiformes; Syngnathidae
Gene: olfml2a
Product: olfactomedin-like 2A
Exons: 8
Coding region: 238-2160 (640 amino acids)
Biological process (GO): signal transduction
Source: RefSeq, a predicted model, not a curated record
GCUGAGGAGCGCUCUGCUCACACACACACACACCCUCUCUCUCUUUCACACACACACACACACAUUCACACACACAAACACCAACCUCCAUCCACUGACAGUGUGACCGUCCUGCCUGACGUGGAGAUGAAUUAGACGCACUUCACUUUAUGGGCUGAAUCCCCCACCCAAAAAAAAAAAACAAAAAAAACAUCCGCUUUGGAUUUUGUGUGAACUUGGACGAGCGGAAAAGAAAAGAUGCGGAAAUACAUCAAGUUGUUUGCGUGCCUGCUGCUUGUGUGUGAAGAUGCAGCUUCCCAGAGCAAGAUCUUUGGGGAGACCGAGCCUGUUCGGAUGGUAUCAGAGGGCUCGGACUGCCGCUGCAAGUGCAUCAUGCGGCCGCUGAGCAGGGACGCUUGUCUGCGGCUGCGCACCGGCAGCGUGCGCGUGGAGGACUUCUACACGGUGGAAACGGUCAGCUCGGGUUCCGACUGCAAGUGUUCCUGCACCGCGCCGCCGUCCUCCCUCAACCCCUGCGAGAACGAGUGGAAGAUGGAGAAGCUCAAGAAACAGGCCCCCGAGUUGCUGAAGCUCCAAUCUAUGGUGGACCUCCUGGAGGGAACCCUUUACAGCAUGGACCUGAUGAAGGUCCACUCAUACAUCAACAAGGUGGUGUCUCAGAUGAACACCCUGGAAGAGACCAUCAAGACAAACCUGACGAGGGAUAACGAAUUUGUCCGGGACAGCAUGGCCACCCUCACCAACCAGUUCAAGAGAUAUGACAACUACUCCAACAUUAUGAUGAGCAUCAAGAAGGAAAUCUCUGGACUCAGUCUGCAGCUGCUUCAAAAAGACUCUUCAGUGCAGGACACCAAAGAUGAGAGGACCAAGGCGCCUUUAAAAGCAGCCAACAAGAAGCCUUCAGGAGCCAAGCCUCCUCCCAAACCCAAAGAAAAAGUGGUCAAGCCCAAGAAGGAGGUCAUCAAAUCGGAAAAAGCGCUGAAACCAGACCCGACUGCCAAAAGCAAGGUGGUCGGCCAGCAGCAAGGUGUGGUGAGGGGCAUCACCUACUACAAGGCUGCCAAGACGGACAAGGAGGAGGUCCGAGGAGACAACCCGGCCAAAACAUACGCACGCCAUCACGUCACCGAAACCCAGUCUGAGGAUGGUGGAGCAGAGAUGGUUCUUGAAACGGUGGAAGCGACAGCUGCCGAACCUACCGCAUCAACUGCAUUCCAUAGCAGCGUAGCACCGACCACCACGGCACCCCCCACUACCUCGGCACAGACGACCGGCCACAGUACGGCAGCUGCAGAGAGGCCGGCCCCCACCAUUGUGCUGCUGCUGGAUAACAGCAACAACAACAGUCGCCCCGCUCUUCACCGAGCAGGGAAAAUUCUGAACUGUGAAGGCACUCUGGCAUCAAUCGAGCAGCCGGAGAAGCAGCACAGUUAUGGACGCAACGAGGGAGCCUGGAUGAAGGAUCCUCUGGCUAAAGACGCCAAGAUCUACGUCACAAACUACUACUACGGCAACAACCUGGUGGAGUUCCGCAACCUGGAUAACUUCAAACAAGGCCGCUGGAGCAACCUCUUCAAGCUUCCCUACAACUGGAUCGGCACGGGCCACGUGGUCUACAACGGCGCCUUCUACUACAACCGCGCCUUCACCAAGAACAUCAUCAAGUACGACCUGAAGAUGCGUUACGUGGCGGCCUGGGCGCUCCUGCACGACGUGGUCUACGAGGACACCACCCCGUGGAAAUGGAGGGGCCACUCGGACAUCGACUUCGCGGUGGACGAAACCGGACUGUGGGUGAUCUACCCCUCGGUGGACUACGACUACCACCAGCAGGAGGUGAUCGUGGUCAGCAAACUGGACCCGGGCGACCUGUCGGUGAAAAAGGAGACCACCUGGAGGACGGGUCUGAAGAGGAACUCGUACGGCAACUGCUUCAUCAUCUGCGGCGUCUUGUACGCCGUGGACGUGUACAACCAGAAGGAAGGCGAGGUGCGCUACGCUUACGACACGCACACCAACACGGAAGCCGUCCCGCACCUGGCCUUCACCAACGAGCACUCCUUCACCACGCAGGUCGACUACAACCCCAAGGAGAAGGUUUUGUACGCCUGGGACAACGGCCAUCAGGUCACGUACCGACUAAACUUUGUCCACCAGUGAGAAUUCAAUCCACGUGCGACAAGGUACGGGAGGCCUGCUGGUAUGGACCCAAGGUGCUGAGCAUUUUGCAACUUGUUUGAGCUAAAACCACUCAGGAUGUCCCACAUGUCUCCGUUUCAAGUAUUUGUGGACAUAAUCUCACUGCUUGACUUGCGCUUGAUACACCUUCAAUCAAGAAAAACUGUAUUUUGACCAUCACCCACAAUUCUUAGGUGAGUCUCUCCCUUUUCUGUGCAUUCUGCAUAAUAGACAACUGCUAGUAAGAGGCGGCUAACAAUGCGGGUUAUGUGAUUUAUCUAUUACGGCUACAUAUCCAUCUACAGUGGGGCAAAAAGUCCUUUUUUCAAUAAUUAAACAAUAAUUAUGAGUGAAAUGAGUCAAAGAGAGCUCAAUGGUAGGUCUGGAAAACACUAACCUAUUUAUUAUUAACUGUCUGGAAUGGAUUUGUACUGUUUUUAAGAUGAAGUGGAGUGAUGGUUUUUUUUUUUUUUUUUUGGUGACACCCGAGUGGUCACUAUAAUCUAAUAUUUUAAUGGUUAAUGCAUAAGCACCAUUUUUUUUACCUUCUAAAUAUGCAUUGAGUCUGUUCUUGGGAACAUUCCAGUACUCACUGAUAGCUUGGAUGUAAUCUCCAAGCAUCACCCGGUCACUACAACACAAGCACGACCUGGUAGUACUUCCUCACAUCCUGGGUAAUUCCUUUGAGUUAGAACCCGGCUUCAAUGUGUUAAAAACAACAGAAAGACGUAAAUUGUUCUGUUAAAAACUUGGUCAACAGUCGCAGAUACUAGCAUGUUGUUAGCAUUUUGUGUUGUUAGCAUUGCGGGUCCACGUUAUCAUUCCAUUUCACUCCCGUCAAAUUUUCACCCAUGUGGAGACGUGUUAUUGAUGAGGUAAAUAAAGUUGUUCUGCCAAACCUUGGUCAACGUGACAGCCGGGGUGAAGAUGGCGCCAAGAUAGGCCGUGUUUGUUGUUAGCAUCUUUCACCUUCAACCCGGAAACGAUUGGCCCCUUAAUAUUUUUUAUCGACAUUGUAGGAACAUUAUAGAACUGCCUCGCAACUUUUGUUUUUAUCUGUUAUUUGAUCAUGUGUUAACAUUAGCAUGCUAACGUUAGCAUACUAAAACUUUAGCUCAUAUUGUCUCUUUGAACCUACAAAUCCUGGAUUUUCAUACUUGACUCCACUUCAGAAGUAUGCUAACUUUUCCUGUAAUAGAAUGCUUAUGCUAACUGCCUCGCUACUUUUGUCCCUUAUCUGUUGACAUGCUAGCAUCCUAAUGUUAGCUUGCUAACGCUUUAUAAUAACAUUUUAGCUAAUUGUGUCUGCUUAAACUAAAAAAUGAUGGAUUUUGAUACAUGGCGCCAUCUUAGAAGUAUGCUAACUCCUUUUAUUUUAGCAUGCUAAUUUAGGAAAAGUUAGCAAACCUUAGCAUGCUAACAGGGGUAGCGUGAUAAGUGGGGUCAUGAGAGACAAUGGUAUAUACUGUAUUUGACACAAUUAGAAGUAUGCUAACUUUUCCUGUAAUAGCAUGCUAACAUUAGCAUGCUAAUGCUAACUGCCUCACCACUUUUUUUUCCCUUCUCUGAUGACAUGCUAGCAUGCUAAUGUUAGCUUGCUAAUGGUUUAUAAUAACAUUUUAGCUAAUUUUGUCUGUUUAAAUUUAAAAAUCAUGGAUUUUGAUUCUUGGCGCCAUUUUAAAAGUAUGCUAACUCCUUUUAUUUUAGCAUGCCAACAACAUUAGCAUGCUAAUUUAAGAAAAGUUAGCAAACCUUAGCCUGCUAACAGGGGCAGCGUGAUAAGUGGAGUCAUGAGAGACAAUAGUAUAUACUGUAUUUGACACAAUUAGAAGGUAACUUUUCCUGAAAUAGCAUGCUAAUGCUAACUGCCUCGCCACUUUUUUUUCCCUUAUCUGAUGACAUGCUAGCAUGCUAAUGUUAGCUUGCUAAUGCUUUUUACUAACAUUUUAGCUAAUUUUUUCUGCUUAAAUUUAAAAAUCAUGGAUUUUGAUACUUGGCGCCAUUUUACAAGAAUGCUAACUCCUUUUAUUUUAGCAUGCUAACAUUAACAUGCUAAUUUAGGAAAAGUUAGCAAACCUUAGCAUGCUAACAGGGGCAGCAUGAUAAGUGGGGUCAUGAGAGACAAUAGUAUUUACUGUAUUUGACACAAUUAGAAGUAUGCUAACUUUUCCUGUAAUAGCAUGCUAAUGCUGACUGCCUUGCCACUUUUUUUCCCUUAUCUGAUGACAUGCUAGCAUGCUAAUGUUAGCUUGAUAAUGCUUUAUACUAGCAUUUUAGCUAAUUUUGUCUGCUUACAUUUGAAAAUCAUGGAUUUUGAUACUUGGCGCCAUCUUAGAAGUAUGCUAACUCCUUUUAUUUUAGCAUGCCAAAAUUAGCAUGCUAAUAUAGGAAAAGUUAGCAAACCUUAGCAUUCUAACAGGGACAUAUUAAGAAUAUAUUUACAUAUAUAGUAAUGAAAUUUAUAGAACUGCCUCGCCUUUGUUUUUUUCUGUUAUUUGGUCACGUGCUAGCAUGCUAAUGCUUUAUACAAACAUUUUUGUCUAUCUGUGUCUAUUUGAACUUAAAAAUCAUGGAUUUUGAUACUGGGUGCCAUCUAAGUAUGCAAACGUUUCCUGUAUUAGCAUGCUAACUUUAGCAUUCUAACAGGGGCAAUUUAAUGUAUGUGUGUGUAGCAAGAUAGAACUGCCUCACCACUUUUUUUUCUCUUAUCUGAUGACGUGCUAGCAUGCUAAUGUUAGCCUGCUAACGCCUUAUACUAACAUUUUAGCUAAUUUUGUCAGCUUAAACUAAAAAGUCAUGGAUUUUGAUACUUGGCGCCAUCUUAGAAGUAUGCUAACUUUUCUUUUAUUAGCAUGCUAACAGUAGCAUGCUAAUGCUAACUACCUCACCAAUUGUUUUUCUCUUUUCCGAUGCAGUGCUAGCAUGCUAAUGUUAGCCUGCUAAUGCUUUAUACUAACAUUUUAGCUAAUUUUGUCUGCUUAAACCUAAAAACCAUGGAUUUUGAUACUUGGCGGCAUCUUAGAAGUAUGAUAACUUCUAUUUUAGCAUGCUGAUGUUAGCAUGUUUAGGAGUUGGUGUGUUUGCAUUUUAGGACAGUGCAAGUGUUGGUGACACACGCGUCACGAUGGUUUCUUCUGGGCUGAAAAUGAAAACCAUAAGAGCAGAGUCAGCAGUGAGUUCAGUUCACUCCACAGACGAAGUAGCGAGCCAGAAUCUAUUUCAAGGUAUUCAAUUUCCGGCCUACAAGCCACUCGAGUAGCCAUGUUGUGAAAGUACAGCUGUCUUCUUCAUCUUCUCUUUUUAAUGGCCGCUAACUUUUCACACAGCUACAACAAUUUAGUCCACCCUGCAAUUUAAACUCAACCAACAAGAUUAUGUCUUCAGAUGAGAAAUGUUUGUAAAGUUGACUUUUGUCUGCAAGAACAUUUACAGUUUGUUCAUCAGUCUUUUCUCAUUGUUUUGAAUGGCGGUUCAUUUGUGUCUUUAUUACAAAAAUUGUUCUGGGUUUUUUUACACUGAUUUUGUCAGAGACUUUUUUGCAUUUUAAUUUUGUGAAUGUAUUUUUUUAUAUCAAUUUAUGCUGACUAUUUCAUUGAAUACAACAAUCAAAAAUUUUAAAAACAAUUAUGUCCAAAUUCAGUUCAAAAAAUAUUUGUAUAAAAAUUCAGUGUAAAAAAUAUAUAUAAUUUUAAUGAAAGUUCAGGGCAUUAAAAUUAUGUGUAAAAUAAUUCAGUGUAUAAAAAUUUAGUGCAGGAAAAUAAAUAAUUGCAGAAAUAUUUAGUUUUGAAUUACAGAGUCUUGAAAAAAAUAUUUCUGCACUGAAUUAUUCUACACAGAAUUUUUAUGAACUGAUAUUCAUUCAAUAUAGGAUAGGAUAGGAUAGGUCUUUAUUGUCAUUGCACAAGUACAACAAAACUUUGUUCAAGAUUAGACAAACAAAAAGUGUACAGGGUUACAGAACAAGAACGCUAAUGGAUGGGAAAAAGGUAAACGCUGGGGAAGGAUGAUUAAAAAAAAUACAAUCCAGCCUGGGCUCCUAAGGGGGCCAAGUCUGGAGUGGGAAAAAAACCUCCAUAGCAAAGCACAUAUACAUAUUACAACAUGCAUCUCGAGAUAUCUAGCAACAGAGGGAAGGGAGUGCGGGGUCAUGGUGGUAGGCCGCAGAUCUCAGGCGCUGACCAUCCAUUCAUCACCCCUAUGGGAUUUGCGUCGAGGGCGUUCGGUUGGGGGGGAUGGGGUGUGUAUGUGUGGCGUAUAUUUUUGUGGAUGUGUGUGUGUGUGUAAGCCCGCUAGUCGCUAGUCCAAAGUCAACAAUAACAGGUGUGUGUCCAUGAGAGACAAGAAGGGAGUUUGUUGUGUCUUCGCUGCGCUGUCCUUCAGGAGAGUCUCGAAGCCAGGGAAACAAUCCAAGUUAGAAUGUUAUUUUUAUGCGGGUGAAAGUAUGUCAGAAUAUGUCAGCAUUUUUAAUUAUAUUAUUAUAUUUUAAAUAUUAUUAUUAUUUUUUUUUUUAUCAUUCACAAAAUUCCAACAUAGAAAUGUAGUUACAUAAAUUUGUUGUUGAAAUAAAAAAGACACAAAUCAACCGCCACAGUUUUUGUAUUUUCACAGUUGAUGUAUGUGUUGAAUAAAUUAUUCACGAAAAAAAAAAAAAAUCUGGACAUGUUGAUAAAAGUAUGUUUGUUUUUUUUGAUCACCUGAACUUGUAUGACGAUUACUAUAAUAUCAAUAAUCCUGUUUCUGUGGAACAUUUAGAAUGACAUCAUGGUAUUAUACUGUAUAUACAUACACAAGUUGACUUGCCAACAAUGAAUAUUUUAUUUUGAAAUGUGUAGACCACUUGUGAAAGCCUUCAUGGAUCAGUGUGCAGGAUGAGCAGUAUUAUUAUUAUUCCUAUUAAUAUCGGCCAUCUUUUCCAAACAUGUUUCCUUCAAAAGAAUCUACCUAACCUGCAGGAUCAGGAACUGAGAAGAGUUUGUUUUUGUUUUUUUACACACUGGACCUGCUAAGGCUUUUUCAUAAUGUACUCAUAAAACCUUUCAAUAAAGUUUGCAACAAACGAA